Messenger RNA from Cantharellus anzutake, 476 nucleotides. RefSeq lists its product as uncharacterized. Bases 38 to 349 code for a protein of 103 amino acids. The record is from RefSeq and is a predicted model, not a curated record. The transcript is spliced from 4 exons. NCBI's taxonomy places the organism in Eukaryota, Fungi, Basidiomycota, Agaricomycetes, Cantharellales, Hydnaceae. Gene Ontology annotation, biological process: vesicle-mediated transport.
CUGUCACUUGCCUGUCACUUCAUUCUCUGGCGCCCACAUGGGUAGCGAUGCCAAAUUCUUCGCCCGAGGAAAGAUUCAGGAGUUCCGGAAGGAGCUCGAAGAGGCCGAGUCGACAAAGGACAAGAAAUUCAUCAAGCGAAAGACGGUACUCAAGAAGAUAGUAGCCAAUAUCACUAUGGGGAAUGACAUGUCAGCACUCUUCCCCGACAUCGUUCGAUGCAUGCCGAUCCAGGUGCUGGAAAUCAAGAAAGAUUGGCACUUUUUUAGUAUAAAUACUGAGAGAUGCUACAUUUGGUGGCCACGGGACGUGGUAGUACAGCGCAGUCUAUCAAACACGGGUCGCUCCUGAACGAGGGGAACACCAAUGGACAGUCAUCAUAGGAUUCGAGGCAACAAAACUCGGUUGGAUCUGAUCAUAAAGUGUGGGGAACAGCGGUAUACUAUAUAAGAAUCUGACUCAAGUGGACCAAGUGACC